Phlebotomus argentipes is the source of this 6055-nucleotide messenger RNA. It is a transcript of the gene IntS1, whose product is annotated as integrator complex subunit 1. Gene Ontology annotation, biological process: U2 snRNA 3'-end processing. The transcript has 4 exons. The coding region runs from base 99 to 5999 and encodes 1966 amino acids. The record is from RefSeq and is a predicted model, not a curated record. Lineage: Eukaryota; Metazoa; Arthropoda; Insecta; Diptera; Psychodidae. Gene Ontology annotation, cellular component: integrator complex.
CAGUGUUUUGACAAGCGAGAAUUGUGAUAUGGUUUUUAUGUGAGUGCUUUUCGGUGUUAAUUUAGCCGGAAAAUCGCAAAGUCUCCCUCUUGCAGACAAUGGAGAGGAACAAGAUGCUAGGAAGUGGGCGCAUGAGCAAGGGCAAGUGCGCUAUGCCGCCGCACAGCAAUGAAUUGUUCGCCCUGGGAAAAGCCACCCCGACGGCUUCGAAGCCUCUGGAGAGGAAGAGGGAUUUGUCCGGGAGUUCCGGCUCGUCGGCGGGACCGCUGACGAAGAAGGGACGCCUCAGCGUGGGAAAGCCUGUGGAGAAGCCGCUGGGUGAGAUGGAUUUGUGGGAGCAAUCGGCAUUGGAGUGUGAACCUGUUGAGCUGGUGGCUUCUGUAUUCGCGGCGAUCGAUCUGCAAGACAGCGACACUCUGAUCGGGCUGUUGUGUGGUAGUAUCAAGCUGAUGGCCAGCACACGCCAUCAGCCGGACAACAUUCUGCUGCUGUCACUACUGUACCUGGCUAAGCUGCGUCCCAAUCUCUUCGCCAACGAGAUUGUCACGUCAGCUCUGGUGGGUGUGCUGAAGCAGCAGCAGCUGCAGCAGCAACAGCUCCAGAGUCAGGGUCCCAGCUUCAUGGAGCGCGCCCGGACGAGCAGCAUCGUACAGGUGAUGGUGACCAAUCUGCUGAUGCGCGGCUAUCACGACAAGGCGCAGUGGCCGGACAGCUUCAUGCAUCUGUUCAUGGAGGACGCCAUCAACGAGAGGAUUUGGGUGGACAAUGACGAUUGCAUGUGUUUCGUGGAGAACAUCUGUGCGCAGUUUGGCACAAAAGUGCCGCCCAAGAAUAUUCUGACGUCAGAAAUCACCACACUAAAUGUGCCCGGCAGUUCGGCUGUCAAGGAGACGCUGAAUGUCGACGAGGAAUCGUCGGAGUCUAUGCAGAGCAAUGACAUGAGAUCCGGCCUGGAGAGCAUGAGUGAUGUGGUGCGAAAGCCUAGAUUCACUAACAUUGCCAGCACGAUUGAGAAGCUGGUGGUGGACACGGUGAAGGAGACGCUGAAUCGGCGACAGUCGCCUGAAUCCUCCACGAAGAACUUCCUGCGCUUCCUCGUGUCUGUGUGUGGCAUUCCGGAGGUGCGAUCGCAGGCCAUCUCGCGCCUGGAGUUGUGGAUUCACAGUGGGAAACUGCUGAAGCCGGCACAAGAGUUGCUGGCGUACAUUUGCUUCAACAUCAACGGGAAAAUUACGAAAGAUCACGAAGUGUUGACGAAUCUCGUGAAGAUACGCCUGAAGACCAAGCAGUCCAUCAAUGUGUAUCUGCUGUGCAUACGCGAGAUGGUGAAGCAGCAGCCAGAUCUGCUGGCCAUUCUGCUGAAGCUCGUGGUGCAGAAUGAGCUGUCCAAUGCAAGGAAUCCCAACAACAUGGGCAUGCUGGCGAGUCUGUUCCAGGAGAAGCCUAAUGCCACGGCCAAGUGCUUGGCUGAAAUUUAUCAGGAGUUCCUGUUGCAGCGCGAAGACUACUUCCGCACGCUGCGCGUCUUCCUGCGCGAGCUGGUAAAGAUUCUGCGCUACGAUGUGAACUUGCAGGUGUUCACAAAGUCACUGCUCACAUUUCGCGAGGACAUUAACUAUCAGUUGCGCCACUUUGAGUUCAAAGAGCGCGUGUUGCAGUCAAUUGUGGACAUCUCCUGUCUCUGCAUCUUCCUCUCCGUCUCGCCGCAGAUCCGAGAAGUAGUGGCUGCGCUGAGAAUUGGCAAGGAGACACAAUCAAACUUCAAUCCCAUCCUGAGUGGAUUUUACGAGCACGUGGCGGUAAUUCAGCUGGACACGCUGAUUUGGAUUCACGAAGUGGUGCCGGUGAUCUUCAAGCCAUCCUCCAUUGAGUACACACAGAUUCUGCACAAGAUCCUCUUCCUGGACGCCCUGGAGCAGUACACGAAAAGUGAUCAGUGGCCACCAGAGCCGGACAGAGCGUCUCUGCUGCGACUGGUAUCGGAGAUUCCAGUGCGCGAGGAUGCAUUGCUGAGAAUCAUCUAUAUUGGCGUGACCAAGGAGAUUCCCUUCUCCGUGCCGGACACCAUGGAGAUCAUUGAGCAAAUCGUGAAGCGUGCAGCACUGUUCAGAUUCACAGACUACGCCACACUAAGUGUGAACAAGCUGGAGAUCAUUGACUUCCUCUUCAGCAUGGCGGAGUAUCAUCAUCCGGACAAUAUCACGCUGCCGGCGGGCUAUGAACCGCCCAAGUUGACCAUCAGUGUGCUAUUCUGGAAGGCCAUAAACAUCUUGCUGCUCCUCUCGGCGCACAAUCCCGAGUCCAUCGGCGCAUUCUGUUGGGAACACUAUCCACUGAUGAGGACACUAAUGGAGGUGUGCAUCACGAAUCAAUUUGCCGAGCUGAAGAAGAUUGAGGAGAAUGCAAAGAUUGCUGUGUCAGAGAAGUCACAGAUUCUGGAGUUUGAGUCACAUCUUGCCGCCGCCACGUCUAAAGUCAUCAUAACAGAGCAGAACAGUCUGCUGCUCUCUCAGCUGAUGCUCAUAGAUCCGAUGGGUGUGUCCAGGAAGCCGCCGAGUGUGGUUCUGGACCAGCUGAAGCAACUCAAUGUCACGUACAAACUCGGGCAUUUGCUGUGUCGCAGUCGCAAGCCGGACUUCCUACUGGACAUCAUCCAGCGACACGGCACGACACAAUCCAUGCCUUGGUUGGCGGAUCUGGUGCAGAACAGCGAAGGGGAGUUCAGUCACUUGCCCGUGCAAUGUCUCUGUGAAUUUCUGCUCUCCAAUUCGCAGAUCAAUUUGGAGAAUUUACGUGAUCUGGAGUUGGUGUCUUAUCUGCAGAAUCUCCUAAAAGUGAUGAGCGAAGAUUCGCCGAUUCCGCUCGAAGUGCUGGAGUACUUCCUGCGCCGGCUCGCGUCGACCAGCAAGCAGAACCGCGAGAUGUCCAUUAGGGGCCUUAAACUCCUGCUGAAGAUCUUCGACGAUGACAAUGCCACUCAAUUUGCGCCCAAGGAUGAGUUCAGCGAUUGGUUGCUCAAUCAUCUGCCACAGAUACCCAACUUCCUGCACGCACGCCAAUCUAUCAUUGUCUUCCUGCGCGCGGCAUGUCAAGUGGAGAACUGUCCGCGCUUGAUAAUGCUGUACAUUCAGUUUAUUGCCACUCACACACUCGAGGACUCGCUCACGGAGAUGAUCGAGAAUAUUGUGGACAUGUCGCAACUGAUCGUGGAGCGAUCAACUGUGCUGUGUCACAUCACACCACAGCAGGGCCAGGAGCGCGCACAGACGUUGAACUGUCUUUUCGUGAUGUUCAGCACGUACUUCAAGCACCUGAAGGAGCAGAAGCAGACCAUCAGCUGGCCAGAGUACCAAGAUGUGAUCAUGGUGCGCUUCUACGAUGGCGCAGAACUGCCUAUUCAUCUCAACAUCCUCCAUGCGCUUGUCAUCCUGCUGACAUUCUCAGGAGCACAGCCAAUCAACAUGGAUGAGAUCAUCGAUUACUGGUUCCCCGUAAAUAACUUCAUCCCCACCGGCUGGCAAAUUGAGACAAUGGAAACUGUACAAAUUCUGCCCGAUUGGCUGAAAUUGAAAAUGAUCAGGAGUUCAGUGGAUCGUCUGGUGGACGCUGCUUUGCAGAACCUGACACCAGAUCAAGUGCUGCUCUUUCUGCAGAGCUUCGGCACACCGAUUCUGUCUAUGUCGAAGUUGUUGGCACUGCUGGACAGGAUAGUCAUUGAGAAGAGUGACUUCGUGCAGUCGGCAUCGCUGCAUCGCACAUACUUGGCGCAAUUGAUAGAAAUUCAGCAGAGUAGAGGCGCCAAGAAUGGUCACAUUGCUGCACAGGCGUUGCAACUGGGUGCGCCGACGCUCAAGAAGUUACCGCCAAAGUCUAAGAUUCCCAUGCCGGACGCCACGACGCUUGGCAUUGACUACAGACACACGCAAUUCGAUCUGGCGCGCAUUCACAAGUCAGGCGAGAUUGAUGACAUCGUGCGCCAAGUGAUUAUGAACAAUGGAGGCCUGAGGAAGUUCAGGAAGCUGAUGCAGCAGCUCAUGAGUGGCGAUUUGGCAGACAAAGUGUGGUUUAGUGUGGGAAAGAUUGCGAAGAAUGUUCAGUUGGAGCCACAGAGAUGUGCUCAUCUCUGUCUCAUCUACAGAAUUUUGCUGAUGAAUGAGGGAAAGAGUCACAAGAUCACACAGGAAGUUCUCAGGGACAGUCUCAAUCAAGUGCUGAUGCAUCAUGAGCCGGAGUCGAAGAAGAAAUUGAAGAUGGAGAAGAAAUCUGAUUCCGCUCUCAUUACAUUCGCGCAGUGUCAACAGGAUGGAAAUGUGAUUAAGUCGUUGAUCCGGAAGUUGCGCGAGGAGAAGAGUCGGACGGGAAUUCUCGUGGACAUGCUCGUUGACCUGGAUUCUGAGCUCAUCUCCAGUCACUUUGACACACAGAUGGAACUUCUGUUCGGCACAUCGGAGCACAAGUUCAGAUUCUACUUGUUGAGUCUGCUGAGCCACCAGACCAACUGGCGCACGCUGCAGGAUGUGCUGAUGAAGCUCCUGGACGCGUACACAGAGGCAAAUGAUGCCGGAGCUGUGCUGAACUUCCUGUCCACCAUCAUGAACAAUCCGAAGCUGUGGCAGGCGAGGGAUAACAAGAACCAUCGGGACACGGUGGAGAGGAUCGUGGAGGUGGACAGUAAGCAGAUCCGUGUGCUGGUGGAGUAUGUAAUCAAGGAGGGUGACACGAAGAAGCUCUGCUCGCGUGUCAAUUUGCUGCUAAAUUGUGUGCGUCCGGACAACAUUCCGCACGUGAUUGAGUAUCUGCUGAGCGAGGAAAAUGAGUCAGUGGUUAGGCGGCAAUUUCUGCAGCAAUUGUACCUCAAAGUGCCGUUCAUCAAAUUCCUGGCGGGCGAGGAGAAGCGCUUGCAGAUGAUUUUCAACAGCAAUCUGCAAGAGUUUGGCGAGUGUUCGGCUGAUUCCAUCACACACUGCAUUCUCACGUUCAUCUCGAGUUUGUCGGGUGUGAAGGAGCGCCAGGAGGUGCAGGAGAACAUUGAGUUGCUGGUGAGAAAGCUGGCAGCCGCGCAUCCCACUAUUGUCCUCAGGCAGUUGCCAGAGAUUGCUGGGCUGCUGAAGGGACGCGCAGAGAUGGAUUCUUCGGUGUUCCGAGCGGAGAAUCACAUGAUGGUCUUCAACUACUUCUUUGGCGUGCUUGAGCUCAUGCAGCCGCACAUCUUCGCGCGUGAACAUCGCGUAGAUCUCAACACAAUCCUCACGAGUUAUCUGCACACACUGAAGCAACAUCAUGCGCACAACAAGGAAGUGCUGUCACUCAUCUAUCGCUUUACGGAGUUCAUCGAGGCGUACUUCAACACGAGCAACGGUCAGGCGUUUCAGUUCAUCGAGACACACAUGAGAUUCUUCCAGGAGUUGGCGCAGAAGAACCGCAGCGUGCCCGGAUUGGGACAACUGCUGCAGAAUGUGUCGCUGCAGCAGCACCAGACGACGAAGGAGGGCGAGAGCGUGGUGGCAUCUAGAUCGGUGGAUCUGGUGCUGAAUCAGCCUUCAUUCGGCAUCUCGCAUCACUGGACGAACAUCAUCAACCAGCGCUCAGACGAUGAGACCGUCAUUCCCACGCUCAUGGAAAUGAGCAGCUUGAUGAUGAAGUCCAGCACGGAGAUGUCCGAGGCGUACUUCGAGAAGCUGCUCACGCUGCUGUUCUCACACCUCACGCCGCUGCGCGAUACCGGCUACACCCUCCUCAUUCGCUACUUGAGGGCCAAUCCUGGCCACGCCAAGAUUAACACGAGCGCCACGAAUGCCUACUUCCGCUGCCUCACAUCCGACGAUCUGGCCGUCGUCUCGUCAGCGCUGGAAGUGCUCAGUGAGAUGGUGACGUGUCUGCAGGAGUCGGCGAAGGACAUUCUGCAGUGUGUCUUCGCCAUCGGUGUGUCCUCGAAGUUCAACACCUACGCGCCGCUGAAGAGAUGCGUCGGCGUGCUGAAGAUGCAGCACGCGUGCUGAAACUCCUGGACUUUUGCAUUUGUGUGCGAAUAAAGAGAAGAGAUGUGGAAUUUCAA